AUAGAGAUGGCGCUGCUACAACUAAAAAAAAUAUUUUGAUAAAAUAUACAACUCUUCAAAUAACACGUGUCAAAAUUUCUCAGCGAUAUGACAUUUACAACAAAUUUUAUACGUGUUACAAUGGAGUUACUUUUGUGCUUUUUGUCAACAUGGAAAAAAUUGAAUAUCGAGCAGUGAUAAAAUAUUUGUUUUUGAAAAAGAAAACAAACGACGAAAUUAAAUCGGAAUUUAACGAAGUUUAUGGAGACUCUGGACCGUCAUUAACAACUAUAAAAUAUUGGGUAGCUGAAUUUAAACGCGGCCGUACGAGCAUUUUUGAUGAGGAACGUUCAGGUCGUCCAAAUGAGGUCACUACACCAGAAAUGAUUGAAAAAAUCCGUGAUAUGGUAAUGAGUGAUCGAAGAUUGAAAGUGCGUGAGAUUGGUGAGAGUGUGGGCAUUUCAAUUGAACGGGUUAAUAACAUUUUGCAAAAUCAUUUGGAUAUGAGAAAGCUUUCCGCAAGAUGGGUGCCGCGAUUACUCACAACACACCAUAAACAAACACGUGUUUCCAUUUCAAAUGAU
This is a messenger RNA of Rhagoletis zephyria (snowberry fruit fly), 563 nucleotides long. RefSeq lists its product as uncharacterized. The record is from RefSeq and is a predicted model, not a curated record. NCBI's taxonomy places the organism in Eukaryota, Metazoa, Arthropoda, Insecta, Diptera, Tephritidae.